This is a messenger RNA of Acanthopagrus latus (yellowfin seabream), 4539 nucleotides long. RefSeq names its product PPARG related coactivator 1 (gene pprc1). The transcript is spliced from 14 exons. Gene Ontology annotation, biological process: positive regulation of transcription by RNA polymerase II. The coding region runs from base 121 to 4152 and encodes 1343 amino acids. Gene Ontology annotation, cellular component: nucleus. Gene Ontology annotation, molecular function: transcription factor binding; RNA binding. The record is from RefSeq and is a predicted model, not a curated record. Lineage: Eukaryota; Metazoa; Chordata; Actinopteri; Spariformes; Sparidae.
CUGCGUCGUUUUGCCGGGAAUGCGGUACCACGUGCCUCCGGCCGGCUCGCUUGUUCCUCCAGUGCGCGAUUCAUUACUUUUCAUUCCGAAGCGAGUAGGGGCAGGGAGUAUACUCGCAAGAUGGCGGCGCGGUGGGGAGCAGGCGAGGAGACUUUAACUGCGUGCAAUAUGGAUUUUUUCCCCAUGGACACACUAGACGAGACCACCGUGCUGAGCUCUGAAGAAACUUUAGAGACCCUUCAAAGCUGCUUAGACCCCUCCAUCCUUUCUAUCUUUGAGGACACACCAACAGUAGAGACUAAAGGACUGGAUGAUGAAAGCGAAGCCACGCUGCUAACGGCCCUGACAGAGAUACUUGACAAUGUGGAUGAUGAGAACCUGUCCCCGUUUGACACACUGCCUGACUCAGACCUGUUGUCAGGUCAGAAGGGCAGGGAACACUCUCCGCUCAGGCGAUUGCUGUGUCUAUCCCGUUCCCCACCAGAGAAAGACGCACUAUUUAGUACAAGACCCCUAUCAACUGGAAAGAGCCUCCCCAGAAUAGCGGACUCUCUCCAGAGGAGUGACGGGGAGGAAGAGGAAGAUGGCUCCCUCAGUCUGAGCCCCCUGGGGAACGAUUCAUCCCCUGACAAUGACCUGCUGGACUUUGAAGGGCUGAGCCUCCCGCUGCCUCUCACAUUCGAGCAGGAGGGAGAGGAUGGUGUUUCAGUUAGUCUUGGAGACUUGGUCAGGCACAUGCACCCGUACUGUAUGGCCAUUUGUGUGGAGAACGAAGAGGGGGAACAGAUGUUGCCCGAAGGAGGCAUCUUAUUUGAGGUCGUGGACCAGGGCGAAAACGGAGAACCCAUCCUGGCCAUCCCUAACAUGGAUCUCCCAGUCUCUCUGCCUCUUAAAGAGCAGCCUUCAGAAAAUGAGCAGAAAGUUUCAGAUGAAGCUGAAGACGCCUCUGACAGUUCAGAGCAUAUAGUAGUUGAUGAUGAAGAUGUAACAGUCACUGAGGCUCCAGUGAAAGUUGCGGCCCCCAUGACGCCAGAUUUCUUUUCAGAUGUGAAAGAUGAGAUGAUCAUGAAGAGACAAAAAGAUGAGAUUAGAGAGAAAAGCCCCUCCCGGAGAAAAAAGAAAAAGAAAUCCAAGGAACAGUGCCAACCCAAACCUGCCGAGGGAAGGGUCCUUAGGAGUGGCAAAGUAAGAGAUGCAGCAGAACAAUCAUCGAAAAAGACAGAAAAAAGGUCAGUCAAAGAAGAGAAGAAACACAAACUCCCAAAGGUUCCUGUUGCCUCAGCACCAGCUUCUUCCUCUGUAACUAAGAAACUAACUCCAAGCCAAAAUGAAGCAAAAAAAGGAAUCGCCACUACAACACUAUCACCUGAAACGAAAGUGCAAGCUGCCACAUCUGUGUCACCCAGACAGGAAGAGGCUCCGUUAACUGCUGGCUUUAAAAGUCAGCCUGCUGCUGUGAGCACCCCACAGCCUGCUGAAAAACCCAAACAGCUGGCUUCGACCCCCGAGAAGGUGGAAGACUCAUCUGCAGCUCCCUCUACUGUCCUGGCCCCAGUGUCUUCAGAGAGCCCUGCAGCUGCUCCUGGUCCUGUAACACCCCAGGCUACACCACCUGUUAGUGAGCCGCUCCCUCCUGUGCCCCCUGCAGCCUCAGAGCCCAAGCCCAAGUCACUCAGUCUAGCUGAGUACCGGCGACUCCGACAGCAGAAGAAGCCGACUCCGGUGGAGAAACAAGACAGCAACAACAGCACCAAGUGGCCAAGCCUCCCCGAGCUGCCUAAAGAGCUCCCCCCUAUUCCCUGCCUCCCAGACCCCUGCCCAAAGGAUCCUCGACGUGCCAUUCCCCAGGUGGCGAAGAAGGAAGUAGUGGAUGUCAGGCCUGCCUGGCAGCCAAGGGGACCGUGUGCACCACCCACCCCUGAGGCUCUGUUGGUUCCACCAGCCUACAUGGUUGCGUCAUCCAGCAAAGUUUCUGCUGCUACUCCUGCUCCUAAACCCCAGCAAACACCUGAACUUUCAAAACCUUCUCCACCUGAGAACUCCUUAGCUCCUGCCCCCAGUUCAGUGAAUUUACCCCCACAUCAACACAACGGUGCCGUUCCUUGUGUGCCUCAGAGCGCUGGCUCUCCAGCUCCUCCAAAACCCAACACUCAGUGCAUUUCAUCAUCAGAUAGGAAAUGUUCUCCAGCAAUUUUAGGGGAGAAGAAUGAAGUCGACAAAAGCCCCCAGUCUCAGCCUUCAUCUCCUCAGUCUGUGGAGCUUCCUAAAACCUGUCCCAAAACCACUACAGAGGCGGUCAAACCCCCAGCUGCUACCCUGUGUGCUGCUAGAGCCCCGCAGAAAGUCACUGUUGUUUUAUCGAAGGUGCCUGAGGUCACUGCUCCUGCCUUGAUAGAUAAUGCCCUCACAUCUGAUGUCAAGUUCUCCAAACCCACAGACAAUGAUACUAGACUAGCCCUUCAUCACUCAGACUCCAAAACCCUGAAGGUAGAACCUGUUGUGCUUGAAACUAAAGAGAAACCCACUACAGCAGUGAAGCCCCAAAAGGCAAAGAGCCCCACGCAGGAGCUGAUUGAGGCCUUCACCAGUGAGAUAGGUAUUGAAGCUGCUGAUCUGACCAGCUUGCUGGAGCAGUUUGAGGAAACCCAAGCCAAAGAGGAGCAUUGUGUGCCGGAGGUCUCUGGUAGAGCAGCAGCUGUAGGAAACUCUAGUGUUGAGUUGGCUCCAGAGAAAACGGUUGUGGAGCGCGUGAGAGCUAAUGACCUCUCAAGCACUGCAGCCUUGACUCCUCCAGCCACUCCUCCUCACCAGAUGUGGAGACCCCUGGCCCCAGUGGCACUCCUGGGAAAGAGCAAGGCUGCUGAGGCCUCCAAGUCUAUCCCCUCCAAGGUUAUUCAGAUAGAGGCCCGGCCUCUGCCCUCAGUCAAGGCCCGCAGCAGACCCACUCCUGCUGCGGCCACUGUUUCCUCUGAAGUGGCAUGCAUGGACCAUGACUAUUGCCUCCCCAACAAAAGCACUGGAGAGCCAGGCAAGCGCUGGAAUGUCAAACAGCAAUCUUUUAUCACUAUUAAACCCAUCAAGCCCGCUGCAACCACUACACAAACACCCACGGCUGCCCUGAUAUCAUCUGCCCAGUCUACCACAAAAGCUGCAGGUUCAACCAAAACACAGUAUGUUCCACUGACGAAGCCCCUGGAUCACAGGCCUGAAGGGGUGGAGGAAAGCUCAAUACUGGAGACACCUGAUGCUUCACCUGCACGGGAGGAGACUGAAGCUAAAGAGGCAAACUCAAGGAGGGGGCCUUUUGGGAGGUCAUAUCGUCGACAUGGUGCUUCUCGCACACCCAGCCCCAGAUCUAGUCCCAAAGAGAGGAGCACAGGCCGGUCAAGAAAAAGAAGAUCUCAUCGUUCUCCCAGCCCCAUGUCCAGCAGUUCAGAGUCAGACUCCCAUUCCUCUAGAUCUCGGUCUAGAUCACACUCUCCAUCUAAGAAAAGGUAUCGUCGCUGUCUCUCUAGGAGUAGCUCCAGCUCCUCAUCCUGUUCCUCCUCUAGGUCCUCUCCCUCUGUGUCCCGCUCCCCUCCCAGGAGAAGAAGGUACUCGUAUUCCUCCUCUCGCUCUGGCUCUUGGAGUUGCUCCAGGUCGCGGUCACGAUCCCCUCAGAGACGAUCACAGUGGGGUAGCAGCAGAACAUUGUACAGACCCUCAUGUAGGCCUGCCUGUGGUCCCAGUGCACAGCCAAAUGUGGAAAGGGGGAAGAAAUGGAAGGAGAAAGCCAUUGAGGAACGCCGGGUUGUUUACGUUGGUCGAAUUCGGGGAACAAUGACUCAGAAAGAGCUUAAAGAGCGCUUCUCUUAUUUUGGCGAGAUUGAAGAAUGCACCCUGCACUUUAGAGACCAUGGGGACAACUAUGGGUUUGUGACUUAUUACGACACCAAGGAUGCUUUCACGGCCAUCGAGAAUGGGAGCAAGCUGCGCAAGCCAGAUGAGCUGCCAUUUGAUCUCUGUUUUGGUGGGAGGAGACAGUUCUGCCAGAGCAGUUACGCCGACCUGGAUUCAAGUAGAGAGUACGAUCCAUUGCCUGGGAAAGGCAAGUAUCAUGCACUAGACUUUGACACUUUACUAAAGCAGGCCCAGCAGAAUCUGAAGAGGUAACAGGAGGCCUGCAGCAGGAAGCAGCUGACACUUACCUCAGAGCCAACGGUUGGCUCCUCACCUGCAACACUGUCUUUACAUUUUAGUUGUUGCAUUACUUUUGCAUAAUUUCUUUUGUUUUUAUUUGUUUCUGCAAGCUAACACCUUCUAUUGAAGUGAAGAUUUGUAAUGAAAGUAGUAAAAGAAAAAAAAUGGAAUAAGAAAAGUAAAAUAAUUUUUUAAAAGUUUAUUUAAAUGUUAAAUCAAAGUCAAAUUGUAUGGAGAGAAGCAUUUUUAAAAAGGGGAACGGGAAGAGGAAUGGAAUUCCCUUACUGGGAAAGAUUGUAAUACAUUUGAAUGUACUACACAUCUAAAUAAAUAAUAAUAAUAAAAAAAACAUGAAAUCUG